Messenger RNA from Mercenaria mercenaria, 4508 nucleotides. RefSeq names its product hemagglutinin/amebocyte aggregation factor-like. Lineage: Eukaryota; Metazoa; Mollusca; Bivalvia; Venerida; Veneridae. The transcript is spliced from 6 exons. The coding region runs from base 1049 to 1558 and encodes 169 amino acids. The record is from RefSeq and is a predicted model, not a curated record.
GGCGGUGCCACUCUGUGUUCCUUUGUUUGUUUGUCUUGUCCUUGUGUGUUUGCUGUGUGAGUGUGUUGGUCGUGUGCGUGUCCGCGUGCCGGGUUUACGUUUGGGGAGGCUGCGUUCUAAGAACGUGCUUUUCCCUGUUUGAUACUAUCCUUGUUUUUUUACAGUCAAAUUACGAUAUAAUACAUAAAAAAACAACAUCAACAAUAACUAAAUAACUUGUGACGAUACAUUGCGAUGGCGCAAUAAUACGACACAGAAACGUAAAAACAUGAUGUGAAGAGACGAUAUCAAUAUUGCACUUUCGCAUAAUGUUUUCAUUUUGUCGCAAUUGUUAUCGCUUAACCUAAGGGCGAAAAUGCUAUAUUGACCUUUCAUGUUAUCGUCCUUAGGUCCUAAAAUUCGUACGCAAAUACACAAAGGUUUAAGCGAAAGCGCGAAAUUAAUAUCGUACUAUCGUACUUUCGUAAUUUCUCCAUAAUUUCGCUCCUACAUAUCGUAUUAUCGUAUUAUCGCCGUGUCACAUCGUCUCACAUCAUAUUUUGAUACAUUUGAAAGUUUGGCAGAUAAAUUAUAUUUUCUUCUGAAAUUCAGUUGUUUAUAUUACUUCACAAAUAUUAUCAAUUAGAUUGUUUCAAGUUCAAAAGGUUAUUAUGACUAUGUUUAAUAUUGAAGAUGAGUAUAAUUGUGACAUUGUCUCUCUCUUGAAAUAAAGUACAGAAAAUAUAGCUCAAUGCUCACAUGUUCAAGAAAUACAGACUGGCAUCAUCGCCAACUUGUCCAUGUGGUGAGGGAGAUCAGACUGCGAAGCAUAUACUUCAGAGAUGUAAAAGGUAUGACCAGGAGCGAGCUGCGACUUGACCGAUAAAUACCUCAAUCCACCAGAAACUGUAUGGAGGCAUUGAGGAUCUGCGGCAAACCACAAGUUUCAUCGAGGCUACUGGUCUGACAGUGUAGUCGCGAACGAGAAGAAGAAAUAUUUAUUACAUGAUUUUCAGUGAAUUAGCGAAAUAUUAAAGACUCGUCUGGAGUUCUAUGUUUUGUUACAAUCAUGUGUCUCACUAUAAGACGAUCUGAAAGUCAUGAUGAUUACAACAACGUAUAUGACGGCAUACUGGACUUUAAAUGUGCAUCUAAAAAGCAGGCUAUUAGCUCUAUAUACAGUGUUCAUCAUGAUGGAUUUGAGGACAGAAGAUUUCGCAUUCAUUGCGGAGACGUACCGGGUGUACGUGGUCGGAGAAAGUGCGAGGACUCAACAAACUGGGAAAAUGAUUUGGACGGUCUGUUAGCAUUCCAGUGUAGGUCAAAUAUGUACAUUGUUGGCAUGCAAAGUGAACACCGUAAUGGGCGCGAGGACAGAAGAUGGAAGUUUCACUGUUGUGGAUUUAAUGACUUUCAUCUAUAUGAUUGUGAGUUUACAGAAUUGACCAAUAAUUACGACGGAGUACAAGACUUUACAGUACCUGAAGGAAAAGUUAUAAAGGGUGUCAUUUCUAUCCAUCACGAUGGCCGAGAGGACAGAAUCUAUAUGUACAAUGUUUGCAACAUCAAGAGAUGGUAAACAUGAAUCAACUAGGACAAGACCAAAGUGACAUAAACCGAUGUUAUUGAAAUAGACCUUAGAAUAAUGAAACAAUUGAAUUUCUUCAAUUCUACAUCACCUUUCAAAUGUGUCUCUAGCUAGGACUUGUGUGUGAAUCCUACAUAUUGUAAAGACAACUUGUGUAUUUUAUAUAUAGAUUUUCUUCUUACAGUAUACUUUAACUGUCUUUGUUUCAUCAUUUUCUUUAUUACUAGCGAUUUAUGGUACACUUUAAUUUAUAAAAAUGGUUACAUAAAUCUGGAGUUGUGUUUUUUCAACAUGAAUUUUUCGUCAAUAAUUUCAAUGUUCAAUUCCCUGUUUGUGUCAGUGCCCAUUUAUAGGUUAACAUAUACACGUUUUGAAUGGUUUCAUUAUUAUUCCUCAUUGUUUUGCAUUGCAACAUACACUCAAGUACUUUCAAAACGCCUCAGCCAUGUAAGUUUUUCUUUUGUGAUACUUGAACUAUUAUUGCAGUGGGGGCGGGGGGGAGUAAAAUUAUUUUAUUUUUUUAAACUGAAUGCAGCAAUUAUGUAGAGAUAGAGAGAUUUUCUUUGUUUGUGUUAUUAUUUCACUUGUUGUGAGACAUGAGUUUGACACCAUUUUGUAUCCUUUUUACUCAGAUAGAAACAAACAAGUUUUGAUACAACAGUGUGAAUUAGCAAAAAAAAACAAAAAACUGUCACGUGUACAAUACCGUUAUUUUGAGAAGGCUGUGACUAAAAACAGAUCUGGUGCCUGCGAUAUAUUACAGACUCCGGUAUGUCCCGGAUUCAAGCAAUUUGAACAAAUAUAUCUUAAAUGUCUAUAUUUUGUAACCAUGGUCAUACUGUCCCUAACCUUUAGUCAGUAUAUUAUGCAUAUUAUACACUAAAUGCGUGCGGACACGCAAAACAUUGCGUAAUUUGCCGUGCGCUCCAAUUGAUAAUCAUUCAGGGCAUGCGCAGAACGGAUGCACCAGAUCUUUAAUGAGAAACAUUGUUUUAAGUAAUGCCACUAGCAGGGGCAAUCUGCAACAAUUCCAUUCUAAUCAAACUAUAAUGUGUGUAUAUAGACUGUUAAAAAUUGAAAACAAUCAUUUUCAUGUCGUGAUUGUAUUGUCAAUAAAGUGUCUCUUGCUUUGUCAUCACUAAUUUGGUUAAGUAUUUAUUAAUAUGUUUCUGUACUAGACUUGUUAGAAACACUAAUUGCUUUGUUGCAUGAUAAUCUUUACUUUUUGUAUUUUUGACAUUAUCUAUAUGGGAUUCAACAUGUAAAUUUGAUAUCAAAUAUACAUUUAACUGUAUCAUUAUACAUGUAUACGAACUGGAAAUACUUUUAUAUCCAACAUUGUUUGUGCGUCAAGGUGCUCCAAAGGUCAUGACAUGACGUCAUUUACAGUGUAAAUCAUACUGGUUAGAAUUAGUCGAUGAAAUAGCGUAUAGUGAACAGUUUAUUUUACCUUAUUUAAAGAUUAACAUUAACUGAUAAAUGCAAGAAUUUUGAAUAGCAGCAAAAUUCUCGCGUAAUUUUAAAACCUCUUAAUUUGUCAAUUAUAAGCUGUACGUUUUUAUAAAUCUUGAAACCUAACAACGUUAACAUUACAUUCCAUGGAGCACCUAGACCAUAUAUGCAAAAUACAGCUUUAUAGGUUUUAAUUUAAAAAAUAAGUCUUCUGUUUUGACUGUAUGUUAGCUUUUUUGUGUUAAAAAGAACAAUUUACAUGAAACAAAACUUUAAAAUGAUGACAAUAAUAGUAAAGUAGAUAAGACUAACAUACUCGAUCUUUCUUUAUAUCCCAUUUCGUGCAUGCCGAACAAUGAUAUUAAAGAAGAGAUUGAUUAAUUAAUAACGGCUUUGUCAUUUGAAUAUAUUUUAUCUAAAAUCUUCUGUAAAUAAUUUGUGCAGUGGUUUUAUCCAUGACUUUGUUUAUCUAUUUUACUUAUGACUUUUAAAUAUAAAGUAAAUUUCGAGUCUACCAUAUCUAUAUACAGGAGACGUCGUACAGUGCCAUACAUUGUAAUCCUCCGUUUCAGGAAUUUUGUGCCGUAUAGUUCGCCAAUAGGAAUUUAGUCAUACAUUAAGAUUUGAACAGUUCUUUUGUAAACGUUGCUUUAUACAUAGGCACUGUUUGCGAAAUUGUUCUGUCGGCACUCCUGCCCAGGACAGGUAGCAGUACGAGGGUUUGGGUCGGACAAACGUUGGUGGCAUUUUACAUAUACAUGUAUAUAGUCUUCAGGCAUACAUCUAUUAACUUGAAUAAGCAGAACAUAACAUAAAAUUUAUUAAGUGUUAUGCAUUUACAGCACAUCGACAUAAACCAAUAUACAUAUAAAUAAUAGCAUGAUCACGACAAUAUUAAUUAGCGUUACAAAAUGCAGUAGGUCCUAAAAAAUCAUAAGUUCCACAUGACACCAGAAUUUACUGUUCUAUGAUUCAUAUAAAGUCUGCUUAUUAGGAUUUCUAUGUCGUAAAAAGAAAUGGUUGAUAAAACAAAUCAGUUAUAGGGAUUGCUAGUGACCCUUCAAGGAAAUAUGUGCGGUCAGUAUGAUAAGUAUGAAUGGGCUAAUGCUUCCCCUUCCCCUAUUUAUCAUACUGACGCCACAUAUUUCCAUAAAGGGUGAUUUAGGGUCACUAUCAAACCCAAAUGAUUAGUAAUGUAUAGAUGCAUGUAUGAUAGACAUAAGCACAAAAAUGCAUAAGUUAAUCAUAUGAAAAACUUAACAAAAACGUAUAAAGAAACACAGUGGGACGCCUCCGCGUUCAGUGACAUAAACAUCAUGCACCGAUUAAUGUUGUUACGACAUAUUAAGCAUAAAGGAUCUUUCAAUAUGAAUAGAACAAAGACUUCUUUUCAUCUUUUGUUGUGUCGUAGACAAAGUGGCUUCUGUACUAGUAUGUCUCUGCCUUUGAUACAUAGGACGUUUGAAUUUUGAAUAAAGCAAAGACGUUU